This is a messenger RNA of Dryobates pubescens (Downy woodpecker), 1920 nucleotides long. RefSeq names its product protein spire homolog 1. The record is from RefSeq and is a predicted model, not a curated record. Gene Ontology annotation, cellular component: cell cortex; cytoplasmic vesicle membrane. Bases 1 to 1884 code for a protein of 627 amino acids. Gene Ontology annotation, molecular function: actin binding. NCBI's taxonomy places the organism in Eukaryota, Metazoa, Chordata, Aves, Piciformes, Picidae. Gene Ontology annotation, biological process: establishment of meiotic spindle localization; cleavage furrow formation; actin nucleation. The transcript is spliced from 16 exons.
AUGGAAACUCCACAGUGUGAGCAGAGGAUCACAAAGGUCUCUCUAGCUGAGAUUCUGAAGUGUUUUGGGCAGCCUAUAAGCGAGGAGCAAGCCUGGGCUAUCUGCUUUCAGUGUUGCUGUAAAAUGGAGCAGAUGGCUCAGGGGCUGAGCCCAUCACUUCAUGCUGUAUUCAUAAAAGGUUCUGGAAGCAUCUUUCUCCAUGCUGAUGGUACUGCUUCAUUCAGGGUGUACCGCAAGUCUGUUUCAGAUGUAGGCAACAGAAUUCAGCAGUCAGAGGACAAGCUGUUGGAGCACCUGGGAGUGGUGAUCUAUGAAGCCCUGGACUGGGGAAUUGACAACAACUCAGAGCGAGAACUUAGUGAUCCUUUGGAGAAACUACUAUGCCUCAUGUUGAAUCUGGAUGAAAAAGCAAUGAAACCAGCAGCCACCCUGCAGGAUGUUAUCAAGGCCUGUGAGGAGCACUUGUCCAGGCCUUCUGAGGCUAGCAGCCAUUAUGAAAUGACCUGUAGGAGCCUGUUUACUGAAUACAUGGAACUUCAGAAGCUUGUGACCGUUAUCCAGACAUCCAAAGAGCUUCUGAGAAGAAUGGAUAUGGAAGACUGGGUGAAAAAUCCCCUUCAGAAGAAAACAAAUUACAGUGCAACCCCCCAGGCCAGCAUCAUCCGUGAGCUGCAGAACGGUGUGAAGCUGCGCAAGAGCACCGAGCGACCACUGCGUUCUGCACCUCUGAGAGAAUGCAUCCGCUCUCCCUAUGAGCUGCUGCUGGAUGACAUUCAGCACAAGAGGUACACCCUUCAGAAGGUGAUUCUCAAGCCAAACCACAGGAUCCCCAAUGCUGAUCUAACCCUUCCCAAGCCUCAUCUAAAGCCUGUAAGUGACCUGGUGCUGCGUGAGACACCAGGGGAGUCCAGUUGGCAUGAACAGCUCAUGGCAGAAAUAAAACAACCACAAAAACUUUGGUCAUCAGCAGGAAGAGAAUAUGGGAGCAGGCCCAGUGAAACACUUGUGAUGCCAAAUACUGCCUCAACAUCUCCAAGCAAUAGUUUAACUCUCCAAGAUGCCAACACUGUGUCUAAAACUGUUGAUGCUACGACACUGCAGCUGGGACCAGGUGUUCAGGAAACUGCUCCCAAACUGCAUUCCAGCACCUGGCUUGCCUCAGAUGGGUCAUCAGUAGUAUCCUGCAAAUGCACCAGGGAGUGUACUUCUAGCUGCACAUCUGAACCAGGCCUUGCUGCAAAUUGCACAUCUCCUCCCAUUAAACCUAACGCUGGGCAACAGCAGCUGCCUCCUCACAGAGGAAGGUCCAAAUCUUUAGAGAGAGAACUUCAAAGCAAGGAACUUGACUGUCCCUUCCCUACCAAGUGGCCAUCUCCAACCAUUGCUGAGCUGAUUGGAACCAGAUAUGCAAUGAUAGUGCUGGAAGGGCAAGGCUUUCCCCAAGGAGGUAGUGAUGGUGUCUUUCCAAGAGCAAAGAUCUGUUUCAGCUGCCAUAAGCAGAUGUUUCUUAAGUGGCCUUACAGCUGUUACCUCUGCAGCAGUGUUGUCUGCUGUGAUUGCUGCAUAAAGAUGUCCAUGCCCUUCAGAAUGUGUGUACAUCUCCCACUUCACUUUCUAAAACUUCUGAGACUCUCCAAAGAGGAGGAUGCAGCUAUUCAAGAGCAGAAGAGCUCAGAGCUGCUACACAAAAUAGAGCAUUGGGAGUGCUUAGGUGUACCAGUCAUUUUGGAACCCUGUUGCCUAGCACAGCCUCUGUGCUUUUACACAAGGACCAUGGCAGACUGGCCGACCGUGGACAUCUGUACACAGUGUGAGCAGUAUCUGCUGAACACAACUUCCAGUCAACAGCAGAGCAUUCCUCUCAGGAGAAUUUCCUGGCCUUGAACCAAACUGCAAUGCCUGCCAUAUGUUUCUCACGUC